GUCGCCGUCGUCGUCGUCGUCGUCGCGUUUGCGAAGCAACUCCGGAUCCCGAUCAGCGCAGCAAAACGUGUGUUCGAUUGUACGCGGUGAAAAAUCGGAAUUUAUGGUCCGCGCCCAUCCGGGAACCGAUCGAAAGUUGUUCCAUUCGAAAGCGGAAUAGUGCCGGCGCAAGGUGCAUAUAAAGUUUCCCGGAAACGUCGGAGUUUUGGUGGGUAAAAAGUGAAUUCUUUCCCGGGUGGAUUUGGGAAUUUUCGCUCCGUCUUCGGUCGUCCGUCGGUGCGGUUUUUAGUUUUUUUUUUCCUGCUCUGCCCUUCGGUUUGUGUGUGAGGGGUUUUAGGGGGAAACGGAUGGUGGCGGUGUGGCCGGUAGCUCGAGAACACGACACGGUUGCAGUCAGCAGUCGGUCGGUCUGACUGAGAAAACGGCGUAGGAUUGGAUGUGAGAAGCGACGCAGGAGAUGUUACGUACGACGACGAUGUGACUCUUUUUCUUCGCCUUUUUUUUCGGUACUCAGCCGUAGUUUUGGAUUAUUCCGUCUUUGCGGAAGUGACUCGCGUUGGGAGCUGAUGGGAAAAGAAGAAUCGAAACAGCAGGCCCUGGAAAUUGGAUCGAAAGUGUUUUGCUUGUGUGUGUUGCCGCGCAAUGAAGAAAUGGGAGCACUAGCGUUACGCCUUUAGCUGGGGACCGAGGGAUUGCGUUGUUUCUGCAGAAUCAUUCUGGAUUUCAUCAUUUCUCUUUGGUGUUUCGCUUUUGCAGCAGAAGCUAUCGUUGGAAACAAGCCAAACUCGGCGAAAAUACAGCGAAAUCAAUUCCAAAAGUGAAACAAUCGUUUGAUUUCUUUGUAUCAAAACACAAUGUAAACAAAAUUUAAUCAAAAGGAAGAAGCACAAAACUACAAAGACUUUGAGUGAGUGAAGCUGCCUGGGAAGCAGGCAGCAGUGGAAAAAGUGACCCAUACAGUGGAAGAAAGAUUAAAUUUCCCACUUGCAGAGAAGCGUAUUAUUAGCAAUAGUGAGCGCUCGAAUUCAAAGUGCAAAAUCAUCAUCAUCGUUUUGGCAAAUGUGUACUGCCGUCUUCGUCGUUGUUGAUGCUCUCGAGUCCAGUCUGUUGUUUGGAUUAGGAGGGUACGACGAAACACAGCUGGGAGGAACAGCAGCGUUGCUGUUAGCAAGAAACACGGCCGCCAAGUGCGGAAUAUAGAUCGAUCAUCGGAAUCGGAUUUGCUCUGCGAAACGUCGGAAGGAAAAACGGUAAAAAACUAUGGACGAUGAAGAUGGAUCUACAGCUGUCCCUGUCGAUGAUACCAACAACGAUGAAACGGCUACCAAUGAAACCACCACCAAGUCCGGUGAGGACGAGGUGGAAAAUGCUGACGCUGAGACAACCGCAGUGGAGUCCAAAAGCUCACCUCAGCUAGUGGAAUCGCCUCCUGAUGGUACCGAAGCGGAACCAGCACCAACCGAAGCGUCAACAGUUUUAGAUUCUGAAGGAAAAAGCGAUGACGAUGAACCCGAUCAAAGCGAUGAAGCUGCCCCGAUCGAAGACGAUGACGCCAAUAAACGAUUGGUCGAGGAACCUGCUGAAGUCACGGCAGCGCCAAAGGAAAGUGCAUCGGACGACGGUGAAGCAUCAGCUUCGCCAGAGAGAGACGAAGAUUCACCCGCUGUCGCAGAAGAUGGUGAAGAUGAAGAUAAAGCGGAGAUAGACGACAAGGUGGAGGAUGGAACUGACGUCACCGUGGAAGACGACAGUCAGCAAAUCGAACCUGAAACCGAGAAGCGGCAACAGUUUCCUCAGUCUGAGGAAGAAGAUCUUCCCGCCGAACAGCAGGCAGAAAAUGAUGAACCAAUGGAAGACGAAGAAGAUGAUGAUGUUCCUGUGCCGGACGCAGGAAAUUUGGUUGAUGAAGAUGAAGCUGCGUCAGCAGUGGAGAAAUGUGACGAAGAGGAUGAGAAGGAGGUUGAUUCAUUCAGUAAUCAUAUAGUGCAUAAGGUGAAUGGGGUACUGACGAGGCGAUCGGUAGAAUUGGACCGAGAAACAGAAGGAGAAACCGAGACAGAAGCGAGGGAAGAUUUGAGAGUGGAAGUGAAUGAAGAGGGAAACGAAACAGAUGAUAAUGGUGACGGAGGGGCAAUGAGUUUGGUCGAGGACGACGCCAUCGAGCAGAAGACAGAGAAAAUGCAGGAGGAGGAAGCUGAAAGGAGUGAAGAUUUGAGAGUGGAAACGAACGAACAAGGGAAUGAAACACAUAAUGACGACGAAGGGCAGCCGAGUUUGGCCGAGGACGACGCGAUCGAGCAGAAAACAGAGACAAUGCAGGAGGAGAACGAUGAUGAACAACAUGAGGAAAGGAAUGUUGGAAUAGAACAAACUGAGGAUAUGGAAUGUGAAGAAGAUGAAUCCGAAGAAGCAACUGUGUCGCAUCGAGCAGAUGAGAAUGGUGCAGAGAAGCAAGGUCAAGUUGAGGAAAAUCUGUCGAUAGAUAAGAUGGAACGACGGUCCAUCGAGAGUAAUGGGAAUGAUACUGGAAUGGAUCAACAAGAACAAAGUGAUAUUCGUUCGGACGAACUUCAUCAACUGGACAACAGUAUUUCUAUGGAGCCACGAGUCAAUGGUGACGUUCAGCACGAUGAUGAUGAAGAAGAAUCCGAGUCGGCUGGUUUAAAACGGCCACGUUCAGAAAGUCCAGCAGAAUGUAACCAAAGCGACAGACAGGAACCAUUCAGCAAACAACUUAGGCUUAGUGAAAGCGGUAUAUCGGAAAGCAAGCUUUCCGAUUCAGUUCCCUUGCAGGAACUAGUCAAAGUGGGUCAUAAAACUAGCUUUGGCACAGAUCUGCUUGUAGAGAGCGGUAAGUUAGAUCAGUCGAUAGACUCGGGAAAGUCUUCACUUGCAGACAGUAAUGAACCCGAUGAAGAAGGCACCGCUCUGACGACGACGGUGCCGAUACCGGAGGAAGAAGAUCCUAAACCAGACCCACAACCCAAUGGGGACGACAACGUAGAUGACGAUGAGCUGGAUGAUGACAAAUCUAGUAGUUCAAGUUCAUCGAGCUCUUCGAGCUCAAGUUCGGACUCGGAAAGUUCUGAUGAAGAACAAAAAGAAGAAGAUGAUGAAAACCGAGAACCUACCCAUCUGGUCGAGCAUCCUGAGCCGGAACAGAUUGCUAAUGUUCAGGAAGAAAUUGAUAGCAGGUCGCGGUUGGAAAUCGACGAGUCCCAAUCGGAGGAAGAAGACGACGAGGAAGAGGAGGACGACGAAGAGGAAGCACAGAUAACCCGCAGUGAAGGUUUGAAGCUGUCCAUUUCGCUGAAACGGCCACCCGCGGAAGAGAGACCCACGGAAGAGGAAGAACAGUUGCCCCCAGUGAUUCAUGGCGCCGCGUUACCUCCGGUACCACCACAGCCCGUGGAUUUCAGCAACCUGUUCAAUCAGGACAAAAUGCUAGGCAGUCAUCGGCCCGAGCUGCUGAAGAUUGACUAUAACAGCAAACCUCCGGUGCACAACAUCAGCGAUCAGGUACAACAAGAACUGGCCAGUAAACCUGUUCCGACGGAACCUACCCCAACCGGGGGCUUCAGCUUGUUGAAUCAUCAGCUGAAAACCAACUACGUGGGAGUAGAUUCAACCAGUUUUCUCAUGGACGAAUCAUCCGACACGCUGGAUGAGGAGAAUAGACUAGUGAUUGCGGAAAAGCAACGACGUGGCCGGAAAAAGGACACUUCCCCUGUGAAGCAGCCGCAGCUGCAGCCAAGUUGGCAACAACAUGCCAUGCCAUACGGAGGAAACUAUCAGCUAGGAAUGAUGCGAUUGGGAAUGAAACCGAGAACGAAUGCGAAGCAGCCACCACAGCAACAACAAGCGCAACAGUUCUUUAUGAAGUCGAUGCUGGCUACCGGUAAGCAAUCUCAGCCUCAUCUGCCGGUUGCUCCUGCAGUCCCAGCUCAAAUGCCUCCGCAAGCAGUGCAGCAAUCACUCCUGGCACAGCCGCAACCAAGAAUCCCAGUUCCGACACCACCUUCUUUGCCAGCAGAGAGUAAGAAAAAAGACAAAAAGAAGGUGUUCCUCUGUUCGCCUUGCGGUACCCACUACGAGAACUGGAACCUCUUCAAGCACAUGCGGGAAGUACACAAGAAGUACAUCUGCCUGUACUGCUUGGGAAUUUUCCAAACCGCUGAAAAGCUAGUCAGUCAUCUGGAAGCGAAGCACCAGGUUCGCAAGAAGCACGUGGCCAGCAUCGACGAGUACCAGCAGCAACAACAGCAGCAAAACGUGGACACCAGCAAACCGCUGUAUCUAAUGUGUGCCCGCUGUGAACACAUUUUUGAGAAGCUUCCCGGUAGCGAUGAGGCGUCGAUUGUGCAGCACGACUGCGCAGACUAUCUGGAUCGAUGUGGAAACUGCGGAGAACUUAAACAGUCCAAGCAUAAAUGCGAAAAGAAGGCGGAACAACCGCCAUCGGAACAGAGCAGGCUAUUCAGCAACAACAAUAUAAAUAGUAGCGUUAAAACUAAUCUUAACAACAACUACGACGGCACUAGUGUUAGUGGUAAUUCAACGGCUGUGAUGUUAAACUACGAUAGGCUUACGACUAAUGGUAAUAGUACUCACCACGAUAACAUGUACCAAGCGAAUAGUCUGCUCAGGACUGGGCCAAACCGGAAACCCCAGAACAAGAAGCAGAAACUCUCUCACCCGAAUCACCCGCAAGACUCGUUCCCCAACUUCACCAACUCGAUUCUUCAAUCGCAGCUCAUGAAACCACUGGAAGCGCCUGUCCAUCUACCUGCUCCAGUUUCCUAUCCGCCAGAGCUUCUUCAGCAUCAGCAGCAACAGUCCUAUCCCUUGCAGCUACCACCGUCACAAGCUCAACUUGGCUUCGGUCAAAGCACUACCCUGUCGACCAUCCCGGCCAGCCUGCUGAAUGUGCAGGAACCGCCAACGGAGCUACCUCCCGUCCCAACGGAGUUGCCACCGUCGGUGAUGGUGCCCCCCAGGGAAGAUCAGCAACCGCCGCUGUUGGUACCCAAGUUGAAGGUGAAGAUUCCCAAACAGUACUGCACUCCGAUCGAGAGCGAGGAAUCAUCCACCGAGAGCAGCGACGAGGAAGAGGAUGAGGCAGCGGAUCAGGGAGACGAUGACGAUGACGACGAAGACGAGGAGGAAGAGGAAGAGCAAGAGCGUCCGGAGCAACAGGAGGAACAUCAGCCGGAGUCGAGACAACGACGACACAGCGAAGGCGAGUUCGUGCCAAAGACACAUGAGGUGGAGGCAUCCAUCGAACACGCAGAAACACAGCAACAACCGCCAGAAGCCCCGGCCGCACCCCCGCCAAGAGUCGAGGACGAUGUCAAGCUUGACCCGGUCGAGAUGGACAUCGAAGAGGAAGGCGACAGGCAACCGGUUCACUUGCCACCCGAGAUGGGUCCGGCUCCUAUGCCGGAGCACCAUCAACCAGCACCGGAGCCGAUGGCCGUGGAUGACGAACUUUCACCACCAGUGGAACCAACCGAUGCGGCACCGCCACCGCCGCCCGAAUCCGAAAUCUCACCACCGGUGGAAUCGCUGGAACCGGAAGAACCACCGACGCCGUCUGACGGCAUCGUCGUAGCCGAUGAAGACGCCCAGCUAUUUGAACUAGUCCUAGAUGAACCCCUUGACAAGAUCCACAUAAGAGAUUUUAUCAAAAUUUGUCUGCAAAAAACUGUGCCGUUCUGUCUGUACUGCAACCACGCGAGGCGGAUCGCCGUCAAUGGGAAGUAUUUGGCACUGCAUCUAGUGGCAACGCAUCGCUUCCAAGCGACGGUCAACAGCAUCACGGCGGAAGAACUUCUCCCGGCCACUAUCGUGCAACGGUUCAAAUCCUGCUUGGAAGAGCUAGAACCCCUUUACUUCAACCUGGAGACGUUCGAUUCCAGCUGGACCCCAGAGCAGAAGGCCGUUACCUAUCCGAAGCAGUUCGAGUGCUUCCAGUGCCGAUUCAUAACAAGGAUACACAAGGAACUGUACCUGCACAACCGUAAGAUGCACCAGAAAUCGGUACUGAUAUGUUUGAUGUGUCGGGCAAACUUCUUCAGCUACAGUGAACUGCUCUGUCACAUGUGUCCCGGGGCUCCAAAUCGGCAGAUCAUCCUGGAUUACAGCUUCCGGUGUUGUUCGUGUAACAUCGAUGGCAUCCCGUCGGCGUUCCGGCUGAUGGUUCACUUGCGGAAGCGCCAUUUUGCUUGCGACGUCUGUUUGGAGCAGUGCGUGGAGCAGGGGGCUCUGUCGAAUCACGUCUGGAAGCACAAACUGCACCACCUGUGCUACCGGUGCGGAAUAGCCUACCGGAACAAGGCGGACAUUUUGAAGCAUCUGUUCUGGAAACACGGAACGGAGGGCGUGGUUUGCAAGAGGUGUCUGCAGAAGAAGUGGCCACACGUGUACCAUUUCUGCGUGCCACCGGCGCAGUUUGUUUGCGAGGUGUGCCAGAUGGGCUUCCGCAAAUCGUUAGCUCUGAAGGUACACCGGAGGUUGCACAACGGCGAGGACAAGUACCCGUGCAGCGAAGACGGGUGCGAGAAAAAGUUCAUUUCGAAGAAGUUGCUGUUGAAGCACGUGCAAAGGCACUACGAGCCUCCUCCGCCGCCUCCAUCUCCGCCGAAGCCAAAGGAACCUACGCCAGAACCGGUGGCGGCACCUCCGGUCGAAGACGUGAAACCGAAGGAGGAACCAAUCGAAAAGGUGAAGGAGGAGAUGAAGGAUGAAGGAGAUUCGAAAAUUAAGACAGAAGUCAAGGAGGAGAACGGGGAGAAGUCCAAAUCGAAUGAAGAAACACCGAGGAAGAAGAAAAAGAAACGCUCCAAGGAUGACGCAGAGAAAUCGUUGGUUGAUCUAAUGAACCUACCGGCGUUGAAUUUAUCCGAGAGUGACAGUAGCGACGAUUCGGAUGCAGAUCAUUCGAAUGCCAGCAGUCGACGAUUCCCAUCUGCACCCGGAACCACCAAGGGGGACAACUCAGGCGACGAAGCAGGAGAGAAGUCAGAGCCAAAGAAAGAGGAACUGAAGGCGGAAAAUGAGGAUGAGGAUGGGCUGGAGAAAGCGGGAUCGGAAGAAAUUGUGAACAUCUGGAACAACUUCAAGAACUAUCAAGCCAGCCGGGGAAAUAGUCGGCGGCCAUCGCUUUCAGAGGAAAUAACCGAGGAACAGUUCGUAGAGAAGAUGCUUAGGAGCAAGGUGUUGCACGUAUCGCAAUCGGAUCACGACUACUGUAUGAUGUUUAAGAAGGUCUAUCCGGAAGUCAAGGCCAGUGAGGUUGGAGAGACGAUUGUCAUCGAUGACGAUGGCAAUAUGGAGAAGGAGAAACAACAGGAGUCGCUGUUGAAGGGUAACGCCCGGGUGGGAAGUCCUUCGAAGAAGCAGAAAUCACCCAGGAAGCAUAAGGUUUCCAAGAGUGGAUCGGAUUCUUCUUCCAGUGAUAGCGGAAGCGACUCGGACUCAAGCUGCGAAUGUGGAUCGAACUGCAGCUGUAGUUCUAGUAGUUCCGGCAGCAGCAGUUCCAGUUCGGACGACUCGGAUAGCUCCGAUGAGAAUAAUCCAAAGAAAAAGGACGACAAGAAGAAGAAAGAAGAAAAACAGGUACCGAAGGUAGAAGAACCGGUAAUUCCGGUGCAGGAAGAACCGCCAGCAGAACCACCGGAGCCCAUCGAUCCGGAUACCGUAAUACACGAAUCGGAUUUGGAAACAGAUGAAUCCGAAACGGACGAGGAGUUCUACGAUGAACAUCCACAGAAAAUGGCAAGCCAACUGUUGGCGGAGAAACGGCGCCAACUGAUGCAGCAAACCUGUAUGAGUCCAAUGAACCAGUUUGGCAUCGUGGAAAACAGUCGACCCUCAACUCCGUCGCUUCCAGAGGAAAUGGUUGCCAAAAAGAAGGUGAAGCUGAAGAAGAGAAAACGAGAGCGUAAGCUUACCAAGAAGACACCUCCUCCACCACUGCUUCAGGAACCAGUUCAAAACAUUCCUCCGGCAUUGAAUUUUAGCCACGUGGAUCAGUUUUCACCUGCUCCGAUACCGGUAACCACGCCGUUAACCGCACCGCCAAUAUUGCAUUCAGUGGAAAGCCCAAUGAUUCCUACAGCGUCUACUGCCUGUCAGGAUAGUCCAUUUUCACCAGCAUCGGCUGCUCCGAAGACGCCGCGACUCAGCACCGGUAACAGUUCCGAAUCGGAUGCACCCCUGAAACGAUCUCAGCGCAGUCGAAAACCGAAUAAGUUCUACGGAUACACCAGUGACGAUGAGAUCCCGCCGGGUUUGACCCCAAUACUAUCGAAAAACCCGGAGAAAUCCAUCCUUUCCGUGAUGAAACCUACUCCGCCUCCCAAUCUGGUCUGGAGCAAAGAAGAUCUUCCUUCGCCGCCCAAAGUGAAAUCAUCCAAAACAAAACCGAUCGAUCCCAGUACCCCGCUAAGUUCCCGAGCAGCACCUCCGGCCGCAGCACCAACUCAACAUCCAGUUCCACUACAGCAGCCUCCACGUGUCGAUACCACGCGGAUCCCCAACGUUCCGGUGCACCACGUUAUUCCCAGUCCGCUAGCUACUCCGCUGCACAACGACGCCGAUAGUGAUUCCAGCCAGGAAGGCGCCCUCCAAAUCAGCCAAAAACCAGCCAAAUCGACUCCCCUUCGAGCUGCCCCGCCGCUUCCCAAAUUGAAGCUCUCCGUACCGAAGAAGGCCGCUUCCAGAGGAACACCUAAAACUCCAGCGGCCCGCAAGCGUGCGCCACCCAAGUCUAAGACACCCAAAUCCGCUCCUCCCGUACCGUCGACGGCCGCUCAAAUCCCUCCUGCCUUCCCACCCACAUCCGCACCGGCUACCACCGCCGUCGCCAGUCCCUUCCAGCCGCCUAUUGUCGAUCCGGCAGCACCGAAAGUACCCCCGCUAGGUUCCUUCCCAAGCAUCCGGCAGUCGGAGUUCUUCCCCGCCAACCAGAUCCGCAUUCCGGCCGGGUGGCGUCCCCCGCGGGAAGGUGAGUCCGUCUACUGUUACUGCCGGUGUCCGUAUGACGAGGUGUCGGAAAUGAUUGCCUGCGAUGGAGACAACUGCCGGAUCGAGUGGUUCCACUUCGAGUGCGUGGGAAUCAUCAUGCCGCCGAAGGGCAAGUGGUUCUGUCCGGAGUGCAAGCUGAAGCAGCAGCAACCAGGCGGCGCAGCGGCACAGAUUGCAGCGCAGGCAGAACUGCAGGAUGAUUUGAUGGAUUCGAACUAAGUAGGUUUCUGUUUUACAUUAUGAAUUUGUUCUGGUUUGGCUGACUAAUUACUUAAAUAUUGGCAAAAGCAUAUGACGAACGGCCGGCCGCAUACACGUUUUAGUUGUUUUUAAUAAAAUAAAUAAUGAUACAAUCUCAUACAGUUUAUUGUGAGAUAAAUUAUGGUGUAUCUGUAUAGAAUAAAGUAGUUUACUAGUUCUGCAUACAAGUAAACUCGUAGAACCACGUAGAAGAAUGAAACAUUAAACAGUAACGUUGUUUAAAAAGUAUCUUAACGAUUGUAAAAGAAAAAGAAUUCUCUAGAAGACAGAACUAAUUCUCGGUAAAAAAAACACCGACAUUAAUUUAUUGAACAUGAAUUCAUUUGGAGUGGUUCGACUCCUACAACAAUGAGUUUGAAUGCAAUGUAUCAAUGACAGUGUGCUUUACACAUGAGAACUACCUAGAUCAAACAAGUACAUUUAGACAACAACAGAAUAUUUUGAAACGCUUAUAUUUGUGAGAAAUACAUCAAACGACGCAGAUAUGAAAAAAAAACAAAAAAUCAUUUAGUUUAGAUAGUUGUUUCAUCCCUAGGUUUUUUUAUGUCGUAGUUUUGUAUUUUAGUAGGACCUAGCUGCUUUGUAAGCAACAACACAAAACAAAAACCUGUAGAUAUACGUGGCAGAAAGUAGUGUGUACAUAAAAGAUAUAGUUGUAUUUUGGGUUUUCCACCUGUUUUCCUAUUUGAUGGAUGUGUACUAGUUUGCCGAGAGAGAGGAUAGAGGAUAUCCGAGUUUAGCGUUCCCAUUUUCGUUUUCAUACCCUCAUUUCACAACACAUACAAAAAAAAAUAAAUGACACGCUUGGGAAACGAAGUUUGAAAAACUUUUUUCCUAUACCUUUUGCAUCUGCUGCAAACACCCCCUCACACACAUCCUUCGGUAUAAUCGACGUUCAUUUUGACUAGCUCGACACAUGUUGGUUUAGAGAAGGUUUUCGAAAACACGAAAAGAUUCCGCAAUGACACAGAUACGGAUUGAAGAAUACAAUCUGGAUUACCGAAGUUGUUAAGGCUUCAUAGCAUAGCCCCGGUGUGAUCAUGUUAGUGAAUGCUUUCCCCGAAAAAUAUAAACAAAAUUAUCAAAUAUUAUUGGAGCGACCUGAGACAGGUGAUAAAAUUUAUGUGAAAAUAAUUGGAACUAAAAAAACCUGUACACUAACCAAGGGGGUGCGAAAUAUGGUGAAGCCGAGAGAAACAUGAUUGUUGUGCAAACGAUAUCCCUGCCCCAUCAGAUCCGGUCGAUUGGUAAAGUGUAACGUUAAACGAGAAUUUCUCCUAAAAUAAACCUACCUACCAACAGCAAAUAGUCAGACUAAUGUUGACGCUAAUGGAAAAGUA
Messenger RNA from Aedes albopictus (Asian tiger mosquito), 10628 nucleotides. RefSeq lists its product as uncharacterized. NCBI's taxonomy places the organism in Eukaryota, Metazoa, Arthropoda, Insecta, Diptera, Culicidae. The transcript has 5 exons. The record is from RefSeq and is a predicted model, not a curated record. Bases 1261 to 9246 code for a protein of 2661 amino acids.